Molecule: messenger RNA, 4179 nt
Organism: Corvus hawaiiensis (hawaiian crow)
Lineage: Eukaryota; Metazoa; Chordata; Aves; Passeriformes; Corvidae
Gene: QTMAN
Product: glycosyltransferase like domain containing 1
Exons: 10
Coding region: 85-1434 (449 amino acids)
Molecular function (GO): glycosyltransferase activity
Source: RefSeq, a predicted model, not a curated record
AUUUCAAACAGUUCUGAAGUACUUGGAAAAUGAGUGUCCUUCUCAUUGAACCCUUUUAUGGUGGUUCCCACAAACAGCUGAUGGAUGUCCUCCAGGAAGAGCUACAAGAAGAUUGUGUUCUCUGCACACUUCCAGCUAAGAAGUGGCAUUGGAAGGCACGGACUUCUGCUCUUUAUUUCAUGCAAACAGUGCCAACAAGUUCUAAUUACAGGUAAAAAUGAAAAUAAAUGGAAGAUAAAAGGGAACUUUUUCUCUGCAGCAGGGUUAAGAACAGGCUUUCUGAUCCUUUUUGCAAGCUCGGUGCUUAACCUGGCUGAACUCGCCGCCCUCCGCCCUGACCUUGGCAAAUUGAAAAAGGUCCUCUACUUCCAUGAGAACCAAUUGGCAUAUCCUGUCCAGAAAUGCCAGGAAAGGGAUUUUCAGUAUGGAUACAACCAGAUUCUUUCAUGUUUGGUUGCUGAUGUUGUGGUGUUCAACUCUGCUUUUAAUAUGGAAUCGUUCCUUAAAUCCAUUGGAAAAUUUAUGAAGCUGAUUCCUGACCACAGACCUAAGGAUUUGGAAAAAAUAAUCAGACCGAAGUGCCAAGUUCUUUAUUUUCCAGUCAGGUUUCCUGAUGUGAGCAGGUUCAUGCCAGAGCAUAAACUUGCCCAUUUGGAAAAGGUAAUUGGUGUUAAAAGGAAUGGAGAUUCUUAUCAGUCAGAGGGGCUGCCUGGCCAGCAGGAGAGCAGAGCUGUAAUGAAAACCAGUGAUGCACAUCCUGAGUCUGGACUUUGUGAGCCCCAGCCUGGACUCUGCACCACACAGCACGAGGGGCUGCCCUCCCCACCAGCAGCCCCAGCCCAGGCUGAAGCACCAGAAAGUACAAAUCCCUAUCAAGGGGAAGAUAAGCAAUGCCUGACUUUUAACCUCUCUAACAUCUUGAGUGGACUGGACUAUCAGCAAAGACCUCUGCACAUUGCCUGGCCUCACAGGUGGGAACAUGACAAAGAUCCUGAAACUUUCUUUAAAGUCCUGAUGAAGCUGAAAGAGCAAGACCUGCCUUUCUAUGUGUCCGUCCUUGGAGAGACUUUCAGUGAAAUUCCAGAUAUCUUUUCAGAGGCCAGGGAAGUGUUGGGAUCGUCCGUCUUGCACUGGGGGUACUUGCCCAGCAAGGAUGACUAUUUCCGAGCUCUGUGCACAGCCGAUGUUGUCAUCUCCACAGCUAAACACGAGUUCUUUGGCGUGGCAAUGAUCGAGGCUGUGCAUUGUGGCUGUUACCCGCUGUGUCCCAAAGCCUUGGUGUACCCAGAGAUAUUCCCAGCUGAAUAUCUGUAUUCUACACCUGAACAGCUUUUUAAAAGGCUUCAGAAUUUCUGCAAGAGACCAGAUAUUGUAAGGAAACAUCUCUAUAAGGAAUCGCAAUCUGAGCCUGGAAUGGAGACAUUCAGAUAUUAAAUACCAAUUCUGGCCAAUUUCUGAUGGGACAAGAAAUACUAUAUUCCACCAAGAAGGCAACGAGAGUAUAUUACUUAUCCAAAGAGGUGAUUUUUGCAUUACACACGGUGUAAAAAAUUAUGCCUGGGUUUAACUGCCAUUUCCUGCCAAGAUUAUUUCAGCUCAAACAGCAACAGAAUAACUGCUGUAUGUUAAAUAUGUUGUACAGGUGGCCCAGUGAUACAGGAGACCUGAGCAAUAAAAGCCGACAUCUGCGGCCGGAGGUGCCUGCGCGCGGUGGAGCCGUGUGCUGGUCCCUGUGGAGGGCGGCCAGCUGCCCAUGCUCACAGCUCUGCCCUCAUGGAGAGAUGUGUGAGGAGCUCUGGAGUGCACCCCCUGCCCUUUCCCUGCUGCUUUCCCAACUAGUUUGGGGACUGUGAGGAAAGACAAUGUGAGGAGGAUGCUGGGGUGACGCCCCCCGGGUGAUGGUGCUCUGAAAUGUCUCAAGGUUUGCCAGUCAAUAUGCACAGUAAAUAAAUACCUGCCUGCAACUUCACAGAAAUUCAUCUCAGCUUCUCAGGGAUUGGCUUCAUGUCGAGCCUUCUGAAUAUCUUUGCAAGCUGCUCCACUUUGCUGUGACAGGCACUCUUUCCUGAGGCAAGAUAACACUGAGGAGGGUUUGGAGAACGAAACCUAGGCCCCUUCAUUUGUUUCAGGAACAUUAGUGUCAUUCCAAGUGCCUCUCUUGUUGGGAAAUGCAGUAAAUUUUAGGCAGAUUCCCAGAUAUCACUGGAUUCAGUAGCUUUCUGCAAUGCAGAUGUGAGGGGUCUCCUUUGACCCCUACAGGUAAUGGCUCUCUUGUGGUAACUUCACAAAUGCUGCAAGGUUAUCUCAUGUAUUUUGGGGUCUACCAGGGCUUAAACUUUCAAGGAGCCCUGCUAAGUUGGAAUUAAAUCCCUUUUUUUCACUUUCACAGCCCCAGAUUUCAUUUAGUUAUGACUAAAUAUUUCCUAAAGUUGCAAUUUUCCAGUAUCCCACCUAAUUUUAAUCACUAGCAGAAAAGCUGAAGACUUAUUGUAGAGCUAGAAAGAACUACAUGACUCCUGGACACAACAAUGACAAUUUUCACUUAAAAGGCUUUUUUCCCAAAAUACAUAUACCACUAAACAUGGUAUCUCCAGGGGGCAGGGAAAUGGCCAUCAGGCUAAUUAGCUCAAAGCAAGCGAAACCAUAGGGGAAAAGGAAAAACGGCAUUUAUGUUGGCUUGAGCAUUGCUGCUUGCACUAAAUCUGCUUGGAUGUCUGUGAAAGCCAUGCAGAGGUGCUUCUGGCUUUGUGGACUGUGGGAGUGGGUCAGCUUCUUAUCUGAUGGCAUCAGGGCACCCCUGAUCUGAUGCCAGCAGCAGUGGAGCUCCCUUCUCCAAAAAACCUCAAGCGUUUGACUUGUGUUGUUACAGCUGUCCAAACUUCUUCCUAACACAGCAAGGUGAAAGAAUCUAGUAUUGGGUCAGAGCAGAAAUAUCAUAAGAUUUGCCUCUGCCUCCCAGAAAGAAAAUGAAGUGAGUCAUGAUGGAGAUUUCACUUUUACCGUCAAUAAGAACAGUUACAUCACCAAAAAUGCGCAGUACAGCGAGCUGAAGUCUUAGACAGUUUGUGAUGUUUAAACAUCUUAAGCACUGUUGAGCAUUUUCUCUACAUUUCUUGAUAUGGCACUGUGGUUUUAUUUAAGCAAUCCCGAAAAUCGUGGCCAGCUGCACCAUCUGCCAGAGAUGAUGCAGGAUGGGUGCCUCCAGCAUGUCAGCGCUCAGAUGUCAUUUAAAAGGGAAAUGCUUUCUGUACUGGGAAGAGGGCAGAGACAAAGAGCCUGGGCAGGCAGCAGGCUGUGCUAAGUGGAAAGAAGAAUUGAUACCUUUUCUAAGGCCUGACCCGAACAUCUGAGUUCCUUCCCUUGGGGUUUCUCACCCCCAAAUGUUCUUUUUUUUUUUUUUUUAAUAUGUGUGUGUGUGUCUUUUUUUUUCUCGGCACUCACAGAUCCAAAAAGGCUCCAAGAGAUAAAGACUCCUCUGAUGUCGAACAGGUGGCUCAUCCAGGUCAUUGAGCGUGAUGGUGGCUGUGAAAGCAAAGAGUGUGGGGUCCCACCUUGGCGCGAGGUGCGGGGGCACGGCGGGGAUGCAGUUGGCAUUUAAAGGUCAGUCCCUCGCAGGUCCUCGGCAGCAGGUGACCUCCGUGACUGCUCUCCCAUCUCACACAUCCGCCUCAUCAAGGAGCCAGGCUGCACCUUUGUGAAACUGUUUGCAGAAGAACGAGCCGUGAUCACAACUAAGCUGAAGGGUGUCAUAUUCACUUUACCACUGACAUGAGGACCAGUGGUUGAAUAUUCGAUUACAUGUCAGUCACAGCACAUUAGGCAAUCUUCCAGUCUGCCAGCUUUGCCCUUCCCAGCUCCCAGCUAAGUGUUAUCAGGAAAGAAGCAGCACUGUGAAGGCAGGAAUUGGCUUGCUCUGGGAGCUUCAGUCCCCAUGAGAAAUGUCCUCUCUUAUCAUUCCACUGGGUCUGUUGGGUCCCCCAUACUCUGGAGCGGGAAGGUGGUUCAUGCCUCCUGACUGUGUAUUCAAACAUGGUGCAGUGGCUACUCAAUUUCUUCUCUAGAUCCAAAGGUAUAAAUGUGUGCAAAAGCAGCAAAUGGUGUAUUGAAAAAUUAGGGAGCUGUCAUUCCAACUACAUUGCCAAAAAUAUUCUGCUCUUUCAAAUAAAGUGGCUAUAAAAA